AUGGAUUUGAAAGGUUAUGAUGCUUCGAUAUCGGAUCUAGAAAUUCACUUUGCUACAUCUAUUCAAUCUCACAAACUUCUUGUGGAUGAAGUCCUUCAACUAUUGGAGAAGACAAAGGCAAGUUUAGAUGUUGCCCAUUCAAUCGCUAUGCAAAUUAGUGAUUUGACAGAGUCAUCUAAGGUGUAUGUGUCUGAUUCGGACGUUGAAGAUGAUAUUCAUAAACCUCCGCGGAGGUCUAUCGUUGAAGAGAAGCCUGUUGUUAGUGAAGCAAUUUUGUGUCCAAAUGAUCAAGUUGUGAACGAGAUGCUGAAGAUUUUUGUGCCAAAUCUAUUUACCGAAAAGCUCUCGACCAAUGUGGCAGAUUUGCUUUGA
Striga asiatica is the source of this 372-nucleotide messenger RNA. The record is from the annotation of a GenBank genome assembly. NCBI's taxonomy places the organism in Eukaryota, Viridiplantae, Streptophyta, Magnoliopsida, Lamiales, Orobanchaceae.